AUGGCUUUCAGGUCACUCAGCCACCACUCACGGAUCCUGUCUCGACUGCUGCCAACCGUUUCCGUUCCCGCUGUUGCAAGAGUUACCGCCGCUGCCCCCACUACUACUACAUUUGCGAUCAGGACGUCGAACCCCCUUCGAACGAUGGCUUCGACGGCGGCAGAGGUUGCCAUGCCACCAACCGAACCAGCUGUCACCAUCCAAGAAACCACAUCUCCCGCCAAUGCUGUCGGGCGCACCCCCGAAGAAGCCGCCGCGGCAGAGAACACAGUAAAAUGGUGCAUCUCCUCCCUUCCCGAAGAGGUCCUCGCAAGGAGGGUGCCCAUCCCCCCCAACGGCGUCGACUACAGAGGCAAGAUUGUUCUCGCGCCAAUGGUACGAUCGGGGGAGCUGCCGGCCAGGUUGCUGGCGCUCAAGUACGGGGCUGAUUUAGUAUGGGGCCCAGAAACAGUCGACCACUCCCUCAUCGGCACCACCCGGCGAACCAACCCCCGAACCUCCUGCAUCGAAUGGACCCGCCCCCCCUCCCAAGCCCACAACAAAGCCGGUUACGACGAGAACGUCAUCUUCCGGCUUGACCCAACAAGAGAAAAGGGAAAGCUGGUCUUCCAGAUUGGAACCUCUGACCCGGAUAGAGCGCUCGCGGCGGCGAGGCUGGUGGCGGGGGAUGUGGCUGGGAUAGACGUCAACGCCGGCUGUCCAAAACCUUUCUCUACCUCGGGCGGGAUGGGCGCUGCGCUGUUGCAGACGCCGGAUAAGCUUGUUGCCAUCCUGGAGAAUCUGACGAGGCAUAUCAUCCCCGAAUUUGGGAUUGGGGUCUCGGUGAAGAUUAGAUUGCUGGAGACACCGGAGAAGACGGAGGCGUUGGUUAGGAGGUUGGUGGGGACGGGGAUCACGGGGUUGACGAUCCACUGCCGGACUACGCCUAUGCGACCGAGGGAACGGGCGAUAAGGGGGCAGUUGAGGAUGAUUGGGUACAUCUGUCGCGAGGCGGGGGUGGCGUGCGUGGUGAAUGGGGAUGUGGCGGACAGGCGGGAUGGGUAUAAGCUCAUGGAGGAGUUCAGGGUGGACGGGGCGAUGAUUGCGACGGCGGCGGAGAAGAAUCCGAAUGUGUUUUUGAAGGAGGGGGAGGAGAAGACAACGUGGGAGCAAUAUGCGAGGGAGCUGGUGAGGUUUGCGAUGGAGGUGGAGAAUAAGAUGAGUAAUACCAAGUUUACGCUCAGUCAGAUUGUGCCGGGGCGGGAGCCGGUUUAUAAGACCAUGUGCGCGCAGGGGAAGAGUUAUGAGGAGUUGGUUAAGGUGAUGGGGUUUGAGGAGAUGGUGGAGAUGGCGAGGAGGACGGAUGAGGUAUUGAGGUUGGGGGAGUGGGCGCCAAAGAAGGAGGGCAAGGGGAAGAAGGGGCAGCAGCAGCAGGUGAAGGGGAAGAAUGAGAAGAAGAGGAAGAGUGAGGAUGAGGUUGAUGGAGCAAAGGAGGUCAAGAAAGAGAAGGUGGUGGUGGUUGCUGAGCCAGUUGCCCAACAGGACGGGCCUGCUCUUGCUCAGGCAGCGUAA
Podospora anserina S mat+ is the source of this 1551-nucleotide messenger RNA. RefSeq lists its product as uncharacterized. Gene Ontology annotation, molecular function: tRNA dihydrouridine synthase activity; flavin adenine dinucleotide binding. Gene Ontology annotation, biological process: tRNA dihydrouridine synthesis. The coding region runs from base 1 to 1551 and encodes 516 amino acids. The transcript has 2 exons. The record is from RefSeq and is a predicted model, not a curated record. Gene Ontology annotation, cellular component: cytoplasm. NCBI's taxonomy places the organism in Eukaryota, Fungi, Ascomycota, Sordariomycetes, Sordariales, Podosporaceae.